Rhipicephalus sanguineus (brown dog tick) is the source of this 1628-nucleotide messenger RNA. Its product is annotated as coiled-coil domain-containing protein 124. The transcript has 4 exons. NCBI's taxonomy places the organism in Eukaryota, Metazoa, Arthropoda, Arachnida, Ixodida, Ixodidae. Gene Ontology annotation, molecular function: transcription coactivator activity. Gene Ontology annotation, cellular component: nucleus. Gene Ontology annotation, biological process: transcription by RNA polymerase II. The record is from RefSeq and is a predicted model, not a curated record. The coding region runs from base 19 to 678 and encodes 219 amino acids.
GGGCUCUAAGCGACCUUCAUGCUGCCUCUUCGCAGCGAUCCCUCUACAAUGCCGAAAAAAUUUGGCACCAACACGAAGUCAGCCGAAGCUCGCGCUAAAAAGGAAGCCGUCAAGAUAGCUGACAAGGAGAAGAAAAUAAGAGAAGCCGAGGAAGCCCUCUGGGCGGACGAUGACAAGCACAUAGCCAGGAAACAACAAAGGAAGGAGGAGAGAGACAAGAAGAAAACAGAGCAGCUCGAGAAGAAGGCGGCACUAAAGCAGAUGUACGAUGAAGAGAUGAACAGCAUCAAGUCUAUGAAAGCACGAGUUGAGAAAGUCACAAGAGCAGACAUUGCAGCCUUAGCCGAAAGGCAACAGAAGGCACUAAAAGACCCGCAGGAGGUGCUGCUGCAUGAGAAGCCCUUAGAAGAAAAUAUCAACCGAGUCUUUGUCGAAAAUGAAGCACGGACGGUUGAUGAAGCAAUUGCUGUGCUAAGCGUGAAUGAUGCACCAGUGGACAGGCAUCCCGAGAGGAGGGCCAAGGUUGCCUAUGACGCCUUUGAAAAGGCGAAGCUUCCCGAACUGAAGGCCGAGAACCCGAACCUGCGGCUCUCCCAGCUAAAACAGAUGAUCCGCAAGGACUGGAUGAAGUCUCCCGAGAAUCCCCUCAACCAGAUACAGGCUGCCUGCAAGUUCUGACAGCAGUAUCGGCCACAUCCCUCAGUUGCACUUAGCUUGUCUGGAUGAAAGUGCAUGGUUCUUUUCUUCUCGCUGAAUAGGUGCAAGUUGCUCAGCGGCGAAACCGGUCCCGCUGAGAUGAUGUCAUCAGUGUCGUGAUUCAGUCGUUGGAUGCUGGGAUUUCUUAAGCACUUUCUCAGAACAGCAGUGUCAAACUUAAGCACAGUUGUUUUAGUCUGAAAACUUUCAUUUCUUUACACUGAUGAAUUUGCCUUCUGUUGUGGUUGUUGCACUGAAACUUCAGUGAGUGAAGGUAGUGCCCGCUCACACUUAUUAAGUUAUCUUGAUAGCGAAACUUAUAAAACCGAACAUGAUGGUUAUGCUGGGGUUAUGCUUGAAUUAGGCAAUAUACAAAAUCUGCUGUAGAGAAGCAAAAAGCACUGUGACUGGAUUCAAGUGGAGCUUAUAGUGCUACUAGUAACUCUAGGAUUUCGUCAACCUAUCCAUUAACAGUAGAAUUAAGAGAGAGCAAUUCAUUGCAGAGCUAGGUUAUUUGAAGUAAUAAGUAGGAAAUGUAAGCCCAUUUUCAAAUUGACCAAUGAAAAGCCAGCUAUGCAGCUUUCUCUCCCUAUUGGCUUGUAGAACAUACUUUUGGGAAAUAGAACGAGAAGGUUUUCCACCACUCCUUGAAAGCCUGGCACCUAACUUAUGUGCACUUUUACUCUUGCUGUGUAAUUUACUUUACUGUGAUGACCUUGUCUUGCUUUAGUUAUGUACAGCAACUUUAAUGACGGUGGAAUCAGUUGUGCAAUGUGUUCACUGUUUAUAAAGUAUAAAUAUCUGAAGUGAUGUGUCUGGGAAAGAGAAGCAGCAGAUUUUCCAGCUGUUGCUUCAUUUUAGCCCUUCAUUGAAUGGAUGUGAUGGAGAUAAAUAAAGGCAUGAGCACCGUGUGCUUUCCUUGCAAAACAAGA